Molecule: messenger RNA, 2511 nt
Organism: Zingiber officinale
Lineage: Eukaryota; Viridiplantae; Streptophyta; Magnoliopsida; Zingiberales; Zingiberaceae
Product: probable inactive receptor kinase At5g58300
Exons: 3
Coding region: 151-2115 (654 amino acids)
Biological process (GO): protein phosphorylation
Molecular function (GO): protein kinase activity; protein binding; ATP binding
Source: RefSeq, a predicted model, not a curated record
GCGCUCCAUCCGCCGGCACACUCGCCACUCCAAAGCAAGUCAUCGGACUACUCCCAGUCCCUACUUUAAUUCCUUCUCCGUAGCACAACGAGGCAAGUUCUACGAGCAGAGGCGUCACGCUCAAAGCUCACUUUGUGGGUUAUCUAAGGAAUGCUGCCAAGGGAGUUUGAGGCCAGCUCCAUGUCUCUGUUCAAAACAGCUACGCUCGAGAAUAGAUGCUUUCCACUGUCAUCCCUUCACUUGGUUUUCAUCAUCCUGUGUGUUCUCAGUGGUGCCAAAGCUGAUUUGAGUUCAGAUAAGCAAGCUCUUCUUGCUUUUGCUAAUUCAAUUCACCAUGGAAGCAAGCUUAAUUGGAAUUCCAGCAUCUUGAUCUGUUCUACAUGGGUUGGUGUUUCAUGUUCACCAGAUCAAAGUCAUGUUCUCUCCCUCCGGCUUCCUGGGAUUGGGCUUUUGGGCUCAAUUCCUGAAAACACACUUGGCCAGCUUGAUCAUCUCAGAGUCUUAAGCCUUCGGUCCAAUCGCCUGACUGGAAAUCUUCCAUCUGAUAUCUUCUCCCUUGCCUCUCUGAAGUUUCUCUUUCUUCAACACAAUAACUUCUCUGGGAAAAUACCAGCUUCAGUCUCUUUGAGCCUUAACUCUCUUGAUCUUUCAUAUAACUUAUUAACUGGGGAGAUUCCUACAGGAAUUCUUCAUAUCUCUCAGCUUUCUGUCUUGAAUCUGGAGAGCAACCUUCUGUCUGGACCUAUCCCUGAUCUGAAUCUUCCUAGGCUGAAACAUUUGAAUUUAUGCAACAACAAUCUGAAUGGUUCAAUCCCAUCUUCUCUUCAAAACUUCUCUAAAUUUUCGUUCUUAGGAAAUUCUCACCUUUGUGGGCCGCCUCUAUCCAAAUGCUCCACAAUUCUUCCUUCACCAUCACCUUUUUACCUUGUUUUGACACCCCCACCGACAAUACCUGAGAAUCAAGAGAACAAUCUUAGGAGGAAAAUAAAUGCAGGGUUCAUUACCGCAAUUGCUACUGGAGGAUUGGCUGUAUUUGUUCUAUUAGUAGUUGUUCUUUUUGUAUGCUUCACCAGAAAGACAGAUAGAGGAGGUGGUGAUGGAGAUUCAAAAGAGAUGGGUCCGAGUGGUGGAAGGGGUGCAAAGCCAAAAGAGGAUUAUAGUAGUGGGGUUCAAGCUGCUGAAAGGAAUAAGCUUGUUUUCUUUGAAGGAUGCACCUAUAACUUUGAUUUGGAAGAUUUGCUGCGAGCUUCAGCUGAAGUUCUGGGCAAGGGGAGUUAUGCAACUGCAUACAAGGCUUCCUUAGAGGAUGGAACUACUGUUGUAGUCAAGAGGUUGAAGGAGGUGGUGGCAGGAAAAAAGGAAUUUGAGCAACAGAUGGAACUGAUUGGGAAGGCUGGGCAGCAUCCAAACCUUAAUCCUCUUCGUGCUUAUUACUACUCCAAGGAUGAGAAGCUUCUUGUUUAUGACUAUGUUCCAAGUGGCAGUUUCUCAGCCCACUUACAUGGGGCCAGUGGCACUGAGAAGGCCUUGCUGGACUGGGAUUCCAGAAUGAAAAUCAUACUAGGAACAGCUUAUGGCAUGGCACACAUACACUCUGAAGGUGGUGGAAAGCUGGCUCAUGGAAACAUCAAAUCUACCAACAUCCUCCUCGAUCAAGAUCUUAAGCCUGUUGUCUCAGAUUAUGGCCUCACUGUACUAACAAAUCUUCCUGCUAAUACUUCUCGAAUUGUUGUGGGGUACUGUGCCCCUGAGACUAUUGAGACACGAAAGACCACACAGAAGUCUGACAUCUACAGCUUUGGGGUUCUCCUCCUAGAGAUGCUUACUGGGAAGGCUCCACUCCAGUCUCAUGGACAUGAUGAUGUGGCAGACCUGUUAAGGUGGGUCCAAUCUGUGGUGCGAGAGGAGUGGACUGCCGAAGUAUUUGACAAGGAACUCAUGAGAAGUCAACAGACUGAGGAGGAGAUGGUGGAGAUGCUCCAGGUUGCAAUGGCAUGUGUUGUUAAGUCUCCUGAUCAACGCCCGAGAAUGGAAGAGGUGAUUAGAAAGAUUGAAGAGAUACGGCAGUUUGGCUUAGAGGACAAGCACAAGGAGUCAGAGGACAGAACACCAUGAUAGCUUAACUAUGGAACAAGUAUUUCACUGAUGGCCACUGGAAGAUAGUAGCUAGAGUCCUUUUUUCUAAACAAAGAAUUUCAUAGGAAGGAGCAUCAACCAACCCCUGCAUAUUUCGUCAUCUUAUCUUUCGACCUCGGUUUGUCUUAGUUUGUUAGAGCUUUGCAUUUGUUUAAGUGACAGGAAAUGUGUGCAUGUUUAUGCUUUAAGUUGACUCUGUGCACAACUUGUGUAGUGUUGCCAUAGCUAAAACUCAGAUGCCGAGGUUAAAACAUUUUCAUGUUAUCGUGGACUAAUUGUACUCUCACGAUAGGCUGGUUGUAAUGUAUGACUGGCUAGGUCUUGAAUGUAUUUGUCUAGCUGUUAAAUCAUGAUUACUCUGCUGAGCGUUCCAAA